AUCUCUCUGGACGCUCUUCUGGGUAGUCCCGCCUCCAGCGCGUAAAGGACCCGACGCGCUUUUACGCACUGCAUUUAGUUGGAGCAAUUUGGAAGCGCAGGAGGAUGACGGGCAGACACAUGGGUUUGCUACUACAGAUUUGCUUUCCCUCUCCGAAGGGAUGACUCCGGACGAUUGUGAUAUUCUGAAGGGCUUACAAACCACAACUGGAGAGAUGCUGAGCGCCAACGUCUCCAAGUCAUUGCGGGAAGGCAAUGGCACCAAGAACUCCAGUUGUGGAUCUGUAUCAGUUGGUUUCCCUAUAACCAUGAUGAUCACUGGCAUGGUGGGCAACACAUUAGCUCUUAUUCUGGUGUACAUUUCUUACAGAAAGAAGGAAAAUAAAAGGAAAAGGUCGUUCUUGCUUUGCAUCGGAUCCCUGGCGUUAACUGACCUGUUUGGACAGCUUUUGACUAGUCCAAUAGUAAUAUCAGUCUACAGAGCUGAUCUGAAAUGGGAGCGUAUCGACUCAUCCGGAAAUCUGUGCGCUUUUUUCGGCGUGUGCAUGACAACUUUUGGUCUGUGCGCUCUCUUCUUGGCCAGUGCCAUGGCCAUUGAAAGGGCUAUGGCGAUAACAAACCCUCACUGGUACUCAAAUCACAUGAAGACAAGUGUGACAAAGCAGACUCUUGCUGUCAUAUGGUGUCUUGUGUUGCUCUUUGCGCUCCUGCCCAUUGCAGGGGUCGGUAAAUACACGCGCCAGUGGCCGGGCACCUGGUGUUUUAUCAGCGCGGGGGACAGGGAAGUCCCGGGCAAUAUGUUUUUUGCCAUCACUUUCGCUGGACUUGGGAUUUUCUCUCUGCUUGUGACACUUUCCUGCAAUGUAGUGACGAUCCGGGGCUUAAUUAUCCGAUGUAAAACAAAGUCUGGCACGUCUCAGUCUUCAAAACAGUGGGAACGGCUCACCACAGAGACCGUCAUUCAGCUAUUAGGGAUCAUGUGCGUCCUGCUUAUAUGCUGGUCUCCUUUACUGGUUCUGAUGCUGACGAUGAUAUCCACACAGGUAUCCUCCCACGAUUGCAAUUCAACAGCAGUGGCCUCCAAUCACACCACUGGCCGAGAUGUCCAGUUAGACUGUAACUUUUUUCUGACAGCGAUUCGCUUGGCCUCCCUCAAUCAGAUCCUGGACCCAUGGGUCUAUCUGCUCUUCAGGGAGAUCCUCCUGCGCAAGUUCUGCAUCGUGGCUAACGCAGUGUCCAACUGCUCCAUAGACGAUCACAAAGAGAACCAGACAGCAUUGGAUGCUCUUAAUAAGCAGAACCAUGAUGGAAACAAUAUUCAUAAACCACAAAGUAACUAAGUCCAGCUUUGACUGGAAUUGCUAUCUUGUGACUCUGAAGCCGGGAAAGACUGGAUAGAUGUGAAAAUGAAUAACUUAUUGUCUGGAAUGUGUCAGGAAAACAUGGGGAUAAUAUAUUUCUCCAUGUAUUCCACACAAGGAUGUUGUCUGAUGGGAGACAAGUAGUCUCUGUUGCAGUGCUAAUGAGAACCAGUCGAGCCUUCGGGUGCAUUUGUUUUGACAAAAACAUUCAGAGUCGCCUAUGUGGAUGCAUGACUGAGUCACCUCUGGCUGCCAGGACCCCUGUCAUUGCUCAUUUUCAGUUUUAAUAACAUCUUCUUGGCCCAAGAAUUGAAUAUGGGUAACUCUAAACUGACUUAUAUGGAAGUGGUGCAUCUUUGUGCUCUUUUCAGUGUCUGAACUGAGUCAUUGCGCUCAACAACUUGAAGCCAUAAUCCAUCUAAAGGACAUGGUUUUGAUGAAUGUUUGUAAAUUUAAAAAAAAAUCAGUAAAUUGCUUAUAUUAAGUUGUAAAUAGAUUCACCAUAUCUUGUGAGAACUUUAAGUUUGUUUGAGGAUGGGUAUGCAUCCAGAAGAUAAAUGCAAACCCUAAACUGGAGCCAGUUGUUGAUUGUAAGAUUAUUUAUUAGUGUCCGUUGGGUCUCAGCUGUAAAUUGUACAAUGUAAUGUACGUGGUGUUCCUCGGCUAGCAGCCAGGACUAUGAAAUGUGAAGUUAGACACUUUUCCUCCUCAAUAUGAUGCACUGGUAAACUGUUGAGCAAUUAUUCUCUCAGCAGUAUUUGUUUCGGCAUGACUUCAAGUCCAAGUGAGGACAGUAGAUUUGUGGUGUUCAACAUUAUGAGUUAUGAAUGACACUACUCAUACUGUAGUUACAGGGCUGUAGCCAUCAAGCCAAAUGUUUCAUUGGAUUAAAAUGAUUCUUGUUCUGUAAUUAAAUAGUGUGUAAUGAUAACAUAUAUCUAAUUUCACCAGCCAAGUCUUUUUAGAGGGAAAAAACAGUAAUUGCUGCAGUUGUAUGACAAGUGACAUCAGAAGUACGAGUGCUCUUUGGAUACACGACCCAAAACACAGACACCAUAGAAAUCAUGUUUUUAGCUGCAUGAAUUCAUGUUUUUUUAUUCUGUGGUGAAUGUCUUGGACGUGUUGAAUGUAUCCCUUAUCAUUUUUCUUAUUAUCAGCCAAAUCUUAUCCUUGUAGCCGUGAUGCUACCUCUAAAUGGAAUUAAAUGUUAAUGUACAGUAUAAGGUCUUGGAUAAAGAAUGAAGGCACUUUUCAAUGAGAUGGUUUCAUGUUGUCCAUGUUGACAUGUAUAGCACCAUCUCAUUGUUGUACAAACUGUAAAUAUAUGUUCGAAGAGGUCCAGCAUCUUGGUCAAAGAUAUAUCAAGAAUGGACAUGUUUGCUGUCAUGGAAACCUUCAGGGUGGGGGGCAGUUUCUCACACCAAUACCAACACCAUAACUCUGCCUUCUCAGCACAUCAGCCAACAUUAGCCAGACAUGCGCUCUGCCUUGCCUGGUCUUGCCUUUCAAAUGUGAGAAUACAUACAAGCUCAGUGAUAAUCACCCUGUAGGAAAUUGUCUAUUAUCUGCGAUCAACAUUUACUGUUUACCGUGUAACAUGAUUGCAAAGCCUGUCUGCUUUAGUGUCCCGCUCAAUCAAAUACAUUUGGUUUCCGAGUGAAAAAAAAAAAAGAAUGGAAAAAAACAUUUCUUCAGGAGUGCACUGCACAGAAACCAAUUAUUUGGCAUUAUGCAUGAUUAUUCUGGAGCUCAUUUCCAGCCAUUAAUGUGCAGCGAGGUCUGUAUUUAGUAACGUGCUUGUUUACAUAUGAAAACACUUAUGUAUUCCUCAACAAAUAAUCAGUUUCAUUAAACUAAGUCUAAGCUAACCUGAGGAGCAUUCAUUUCAAUCAACUUUAAUGCCGUACUGAUUUAACUCUUGGCUCUGCAUUACGAGCUCUUAUACCAAGCAUAUGUCCUCCUUUUGCAGCAGUUAAUAUGCUCCUCAAAAGUAACAUCUGUGAUUUAAUCCAUGCAUUUAAAGUAAUGGUUAUAUUUAUACUCAAGUAGCAGUAGGAUAAUGGAAGGUUUUACAAUUGGCUCAAUCAGCUUCAAAUUUAAUCUGCGUCAUGUAAUGAUCUUCCAGGAGACAAGAGCUUCCUGCUCUUCAGUUAAGAAUAAAUAAUUGCACCGCGGAAUAUCCUCUCACAGCUAACAGGCCCUAUAUGUGGUUGGGAAGUUUUCAGGGUCUUUUCACACCCAACCCCCACAGUGGAAAAUGGAUCUAGUUAAAGCCCCCGCACUUUACAGGGAGUGCUUUCUGUAAAGUUUACCAUUAUGAAAUAUAAUUGUUCAUAAGUGCCAGUUUAUUAAUCCACACAGUUUAUUUCUCAGAGGCGGUCAGAAUUCAUGUUUGACUUCAUGAAGAGGUGCAUCAGAAUCUAAUUAGCUUGCUAUUACAACUUGCUAUCGCAUAUUAAUCUCAAAAUCACACGAGCCUCUUUUAGAAAUGACACUAUGAUGUCAAGCUUCAGCUGUCUGCACUCUGAAGUUUGUUUCGCUAAUAUCCGUGAGUGAAAUUCAUUUGUGUGAAGGACAGAGACAUUUUAGCUGGCAAUAACAAACGAGAGUCCUGCACCGGCAUCGAAUGGAGUGUACAAUUACAUAAUUAUCUGAAACAGGCUUGAGGUCCGGAGAAUCCGGCGUUGCCAGCUGGCUCCAUCUCUGUCACUCAAGUCACUAAUGCAUGGAAGUGAUUUACUGAUUGCCUCAAGAGCAGAGGAGUCACUUGAGGUCUUAAGAUUUCAAGACAAGAUGAGAUUGUUUCUGAUAAAAAAAUAAAAACAGGUUCAAUUUGACAUUUUUGAGUAUGUUCAAAACAUAAGGGAAAUGCAUUUUCAAGUGUUUGUUAUACAUUGUUGUUACUUGGAAACCCUACAGUCUAGUGCUUUAGUAUACAGAAGAUUACUUUAUGACCUUUGGAAAAAUAGUGUGCUAUAAUAAUCAGUUUUGACUCUGUAACAGCUAUAGCACCAACAUAAGCAUCUAUCAAAAAGUAGGUACUGCUGGUGUUCAGGAGUUUACAUAGAAUAAAUGACUGAAACAGAGAACAGAAACCAUUUUUUGCAAUCAGCAGGUGUCUUUUCUGUUUCUUGUCUCUGUGGUAUCAUGAAAUCACAGACCCGCCCAGCUAGUUAACAUGUUGUUUACCAUUAGUUAAGUUCACUUAUAAGUUACAUGAUGAUCCUUUCAAAGUAAAGUUUUAUUGUUCAGCUUCAAUAAUGUGAAACUGCAGUCAUAAGUGAUGUGGAAAAAAAAAAACAUUUUCAGAAUAGAAAUCUAUUAAAAGGUACAAAAAGCCAAACAUGACAUGUAAUCAGUGUUCAAAAUGAAAACCAGCCUGGCCAGUACAACACUCAAGUCGAUUUGAAGAGUACACAAUAGAGUCACAUGUGCUUCACUGAUGAAUGUAAAUACAUACCAGAUGUCUCAGAUGUCCAUCUUCUUAUCAUUUGUUCACAUUCCACCGCUGCUUGUGAAUGUUAACCGAGAGCUCUGUGCAAAUAGGAGAGACGAUUCUCAGAUGAGGGCUAUUUAAACUCUUUACGCAGCUACUAUUUCUUUGUCAGUGCUCUUGUUAUUUUUAACACUCUGUUCAGGAGACUAAUGCUGUAAAUUUUGCAACCUAAUGUAGUGUUCCCUUUUGACAUAUCUGUCAUAGAUAGGCUUACUUAACAUGAAGUGGGAUGAAGUGAACAGAUAAAUAUCUACCUACCAGUCAAAGUGUCCUUGGUAUGUCUUUGUCCUCAACUUGACUUCUAUCAAACCAACAUUCAAUGCACUUUUGAUUCAUUUUGUUGCAAUGUCCUUGGCUUAUGUGUUGAUGUUAUGCUGUAAUUCUAUUAAAGGAUAUGAACAUAAUUUCCAGUAUGUGUUGGGCUUUUGUGGCUGCUGAAGCAUGUUUUCUUAUUAAAUAUUGAUACAUCUUCA
This is a messenger RNA of Larimichthys crocea (large yellow croaker), 5329 nucleotides long. It is a transcript of the gene ptger3, whose product is annotated as prostaglandin E receptor 3 (subtype EP3). Gene Ontology annotation, molecular function: prostaglandin E receptor activity. Gene Ontology annotation, cellular component: plasma membrane. The coding region runs from base 161 to 1339 and encodes 392 amino acids. The record is from RefSeq and is a predicted model, not a curated record. The transcript has 2 exons. Lineage: Eukaryota; Metazoa; Chordata; Actinopteri; Sciaenidae. Gene Ontology annotation, biological process: adenylate cyclase-activating G protein-coupled receptor signaling pathway; phospholipase C-activating G protein-coupled receptor signaling pathway; positive regulation of cytosolic calcium ion concentration.